GCCCUCCCCGCGGAGGUGCCCGGAUGUGGCCGCGCCGGAAGAGAAGCGCGUCUCCUCAGGGCCCGCCAUCUUGUGCGGCAGCGAGCAGGGCGCGGGGGGCCCGGUAGCAUCCGCGCAGGAUCCCGCCGACGGGGGCCCAUCAUGCCCGGACACCUGCAGGAGGGCUUCGGGUGCGUCGUCACCAACCGCUUCGAUCAGCUCUUCGAUGACGAGUCCGACCCCUUCGAGGUGCUGCGCGCGGCGGAGAGCCGGAGGAAGGAGAGCGGCGGCGGCGGCGGCGGGAGCCAAGCGGGCGGCGGGGCCCGCGGCCCGGCGGGCGCCCAGAGCGGCUCCUCGGGCGGGGCCGGCGGAGCAGGCCAGGCGGGCGGCGGCGCGGGCAGCGCGGCCAAGCAGCUGCGCAGGGAGUCGCAGAAGGAGCGCAAGAACCCGCUGCCGCCCUUCGCCGGCGGGGAUCGCCGGGAGGAUGGCGGGGGCCAGCCCGGAGCGCCGCUGCGGAAGGAGGGGAUAAGGAGGAUUGGCAGGAGGCCUGAUCAGCAGCAGCAGCAGCAGCAGCAGGGCGAAGGCAAACCCAUCGACAGGAGACCCGAGCGACGACCUCCCCGCGAGCGCCGCUUCGAGAAACCCGCCGAGGAGAAGGGCGAGGGAGGAGAGUUCUCUGUGGAUAAACCCAUCCUGGAGCGACCCAUGCGUGGACGUGGAGGCCUGGGCCGGGGCCGUGGCCGCGGGCGCGGGAUGGGCCGAGGGGAUGGCUUUGACUCUCGUGGCAAACGGGAAUUUGACAGACACAGCGGCAGCGAUAGAUCUUCUGUUUCACAUUCACAUUUCAGCGGCCUAAAGCACGAGGACAAGCGCGGUGGCAGCGGAUCACACAACUGGGGAACCGUCAAAGACGAGCUAACUGAAUUGGAUCAGUCAGCUGUAACUGAGGAAACGCCAGAGGGAGAGGAGCAUCCGCCUGCUGAUUCUGAAAAUAAAGAGAAUGAGGUUGAAGAAGUUAAGGAAGAAGGCCCUAAGGAAAUGACCCUGGAUGAGUGGAAAGCCAUUCAAAGCAAGGAUCGUGCAAAAGUCGAGUUCAACAUCCGCAAACCAAACGAGGGAGCUGAUGGGCAAUGGAAAAAAGGAUUUGUGCUCCACAAGUCAAAGAGUGAGGAGACAAAGGCGAUGACAGAAAUGCAGGGGAGUCUGCUGGAUUCAAAUGAGGCUCAUGCUGAGGACUCGGUAAUGGAUCACCACUUCCGCAAGCCCGCCAACGACAUCACAUCCCAGCUGGAGAUCAACUUUGGAGACCUGGGCCGCCCCGGCCGCGGCGGCAGAGGGGGCCGGGGGGGCCGAGGGCGUGGGGGCAGAGCCAGCCGUGGAGGCAGAACUGACAAGUUGGUCAAGGAGUUUGAUGUGAUCCACACGCCCAACCAGUCAAGUGCUUCUGCUCCUGACGUAGAUGACCCAGAGGCUUUCCCAGCUCUGUCCUAAACUGGAUGUCAUAAAGCCAACCCUGCCCUGGUCGGGCCUUCCUCUCCGAGGCUUGCAUGCUUAAGGAUCCUAAAACAACUAAGAAAUUGAAAAAAAAAACAAAACAAAACAAAAAAAAAAGAGACUGUCAUUCAUACCAUUCACACCUAAAGACUGAAUUUUAUCUGUUUUGAAAAUGAACUUCUCUCGCUACACAGAAGCAACAAUAUGGUAGUCAAGUUUUGUAUUUAGAAAUGUAAUGGUAGCAGGGAUGUUUUCAUAAUUUUUUCAGAGAUUAUGCAUUCUUCAUGGAUACUUUUUUGUAUUGCUGCUUGAAAAUAUGCGUUUCCAAACUUGAAAUAUAGGUGUGAACAGUGUGUACCAGUUAAAA
This is a messenger RNA of Poecile atricapillus (Black-capped chickadee), 1840 nucleotides long. It is a transcript of the gene SERBP1, whose product is annotated as SERPINE1 mRNA binding protein 1. The record is from RefSeq and is a predicted model, not a curated record. Gene Ontology annotation, cellular component: cytoplasm; nucleus. Gene Ontology annotation, molecular function: mRNA 3'-UTR binding. Lineage: Eukaryota; Metazoa; Chordata; Aves; Passeriformes; Paridae. The transcript has 10 exons. The coding region runs from base 142 to 1470 and encodes 442 amino acids.